Messenger RNA from Seminavis robusta, 957 nucleotides. NCBI's taxonomy places the organism in Eukaryota, Bacillariophyta, Bacillariophyceae, Naviculales, Naviculaceae. The record is from the annotation of a GenBank genome assembly.
AUGCCCUACAGAACUCUGUGCGGCUUUCCCACGACGGAAGCACCCGUCUCGUUGCUGGUACCCAACAAACUGUGGCGUGCCGAUACCGUCAUUUGCGAUGUCGAUGGCACCGAAUGGUUUGUAUUGAUGGAGUGCGAGGAAUCCAUGCGAUCGUACGAAGCCAUCUUUGGAGACAUGUACGGACACAAGCUCUGUUGUGUCCGACGCAAAAUGAUGCGACAAGUCUGGAACGAUGGAUUCUACUUUUGUACCUACCGACCCAACUUUCCCAAUCAACCACCACUUUACGAGAGAGAUUGUAAUAACAAAAAAGUCUAUCCGUUCUCGUAUUUGGAAGUCAAUCAACAAAAGGGCAAAUUCGCGUAUCGCUUCUACGAAUACGAAGACGGCGAAAUGCGUUUGGAAGAUGGGGCGCCCAAACUCGUCGCCAACAAUGCCUGGUUGGGAUUCAUGACCAUUUGGUGCACGCCCAUGGUCCGGUGUGGAAAAUGGACCACCCAGUUUCGACGUCCUCAUGCCCGCGAAACCAAAAUUGAUAUCAAUCAGUGGAAGAAUACCGUCGAAAUUGAACCCGGUCAGGACGUACUCGCGGCACUCUGCAUGGCAUAUGUCUUUGAUCAGUGUCAACGUCAACCCUUUGUCACGCUCAUGGGGAAACAGGAUCCCGAGUACGAUGCUCCCGACGAUGGUAGUUUGGGAAGUGAUGACGAUGAAGAUUGGGAUGGAAAUCCACGACGAGAAAAGGAAUCGCUCGUCAGUGGUGGACCGGGAGAUCAUGACUCUCUUACCGAUAAUCCCGAAGAAUUUGGGGAUGAAGGAUCCGGUUUGGAACCACCGUCCACUGGUGAAGAUGGAUCGGAUGCGCCCAAGAAGAAAAAGAAGAAAAAGAAACGUGGUCCUUCCAAGUAUCCACCGGCGGAACCGGAUGAAGACGCCUUUGCGGAUUGUUUGGAGUAA